Messenger RNA from Fopius arisanus, 1079 nucleotides. RefSeq names its product insulin-degrading enzyme-like. Gene Ontology annotation, biological process: peptide catabolic process. Gene Ontology annotation, cellular component: cytosol; mitochondrion. The record is from RefSeq and is a predicted model, not a curated record. Bases 6 to 1079 code for a protein of 357 amino acids. Lineage: Eukaryota; Metazoa; Arthropoda; Insecta; Hymenoptera; Braconidae. Gene Ontology annotation, molecular function: metalloendopeptidase activity; metal ion binding. The transcript has 3 exons.
UGAAGAUGAGAUUUGAGAAUAUUAAAAAAUCACCAAAUGAUAAUUGUGUCUACAGAGGAUUAAUCCUCAAUAAUGACAUGAAAGUUCUGUUGAUAAGUGAUUCAACCACCGAUAGAAGUGCAGCGUGUUUGGAUGUUAAUGUUGGAUUCAUGAGCGAUCCGGCAGAAUUACCAGGUCUUGCUCAUUUGUGUAUGCACAUGCUCAUGCUCGAUACCGAGAAGUAUCCAAAUGACAAUGAAUUCUACUCUUAUGUAACUGAGCAUGGAGGAUAUGUAAAUACCACUACACUGUUUGAUAGUACAAUGUUUUACUUCGAUAUUGUGUCAAACAAAUUAGAAGAGGCUCUCGAUAAAUUUUCGCAAAGUUUUCAUAAGCCGUUGUUAGCAGAGUCCAUGAUAGCUCCCGUGAUUGAUGCCAUUAACUCCGAGCACAAUAGCGCUGACUAUCUCGAGAAGAUUAAUCAAUUGGACAGAUCCUCAGCUGAUCCUCAACAUCCUUUUUCCAAAUUUGGAACUGGUAAUAGAGAAACUCUUUAUGUGAAUCCGAAAAAAAAUGGAAUCAAUGUUCGAGAUGAAUUACUCAAGUUUCAUGGAACCUGGUAUUCGGCUAAUAUCAUGGCUCUUAGUGUUCUCGGAAAAGAGAGUUUAAACGAUCUAGAGAAGAUGAUAGUGAAGAUGUUCGCUAAAGUGCAGAAUAAAAGAGUCAAGGCCCUGGAGUGCCUACAUCAUCCAUUCAAUAAGAAUCAUUAUGGGCAUAAAUGGUUCAUAGUUCCAAUGGCCGACAUAAGACUGUUGAAAGUGUUUUUCCCACUUCCGAAGUUACAAGAGCACUAUAAAGCUGAUGAUAUUGUUUACAACCAAUCGCCAUCUAGGCGCAAAUUGGCAAUCCACGUGAUUUCAACGGCAGAAGGUGGUGCUGGGGAUAAAAAGAAUAUCAAUGAUAACGGAGAGAGGAACAAGAAACCAGGUGCAACUACUGCUACUAAAAUAACGGACGUAAUUGCCUUCAAAGCCAGUCAGUCAUUGUAUCCAUUAGUGAAACCUUACAACAAUAUCCCGAUAAAAGGGUCAGUGAUGUAA